AUGCCUUCAAACCGACUUCUUCGGCCAGCAGCGGCUCUACUGUCCGCGUCGACGAAGAGGGUGAAGCCUACAACUUGCGGUCGAUUCUACGAGGCAGCGCGACAAGCGCAUACCAUUUCACAAUCGCUGGGAAUAUCAGCGAUACCCAGACCAGCACUACGACCAUCUUCCAGGUUACCGCCGAUAGCGCCUUUAGGUGCCCGUAGUAUAUUCAUACAAACUGCAACCACGCCGAACCCCGAUGCGCUGAAGUUCUUACCGAACCACCCGGUACUGCCCCCGGGAUUCCCAACUACCUUCGUCGAGUAUAUGAACCCGCGGAGUACGAUCGCGCCGCCGUAUCCCUCGCCACUGGCCGCGCAACUGAUGAACAUUGAUGGAGUGACGUCCGUUUUCUAUGGUCAAGAUUUCAUAACGGUGACGAAGAGCCCAGAUGCGAAUUGGAUACAUAUCAAGCCGGAGGUCUUCAGUCUGAUCACAGAAGCUAUUACAGCGGGGCACGAGAUUAUCAACGUAAGCAAAAAGGAGGGCGAGGAACAAGGCCAGGAGGCGAGUGAGGAUACCUUAAGUUACAACGAAAACGACAGCGAGGUCGUAGGAAUGAUCAAAGAAUUGCUCGAGACUCGGAUACGACCUGCGAUCCAGGAUGACGGUGGUGAUAUCGAAUUCCGGGGCUUCGAAGAUGGAUAUGUUAGGCUAAAGCUCAGGGGGGCAUGCCGAACUUGUGACUCGAGUACGGUCACAUUGAAGAACGGAAUUGAGGGCAUGUUGAUGCAUUACAUCGAGGAAGUUAAAGGGGUACACCAAAUCACGGACCCAGAAGAAGAGAUCGCGAUACAAGAAUUUGCGAAGUUCGAAGAGAAGCUCCGACAACAGAAGGGGCCAGAUGCAGCUCCAACUACGCCCGGGAAGGAUUCGUUAGAUUCAGUCCCCGGGUGA
This is a messenger RNA of Annulohypoxylon truncatum, 939 nucleotides long. RefSeq names its product HIRA-interacting protein 5. Gene Ontology annotation, cellular component: mitochondrion. Bases 1 to 939 code for a protein of 312 amino acids. The transcript is spliced from 2 exons. Lineage: Eukaryota; Fungi; Ascomycota; Sordariomycetes; Xylariales; Hypoxylaceae. The record is from RefSeq and is a predicted model, not a curated record. Gene Ontology annotation, molecular function: iron ion binding; iron-sulfur cluster binding. Gene Ontology annotation, biological process: iron-sulfur cluster assembly.